GAGAUGCCUAUGGAGGUGAUGGUGUGACCGGGGAGCGGAGAAGCAGUGGCCGGCUGAACCGAGAUCGUGGAGCUCUGAAAAUGGCGGCCGCAGAUCUCGCAAGACGCGAGAUCCAAGAUGGCCGCCGCAUGCGCCGGGAAAGAUAUCCGUGCGCGCCGGCUCUUAUGAAUGUGGGCGAGAAGCCACAAG
Molecule: messenger RNA, 189 nt
Organism: Pelobates cultripes (western spadefoot toad)
Lineage: Eukaryota; Metazoa; Chordata; Amphibia; Anura; Pelobatidae
Source: the annotation of a GenBank genome assembly